Molecule: messenger RNA, 2128 nt
Organism: Chlorella variabilis
Lineage: Eukaryota; Viridiplantae; Chlorophyta; Trebouxiophyceae; Chlorellales; Chlorellaceae
Product: heat shock protein 70
Exons: 16
Coding region: 79-2016 (645 amino acids)
Biological process (GO): protein refolding; cellular response to unfolded protein
Cellular component (GO): cytoplasm
Molecular function (GO): heat shock protein binding; ATP binding; ATP hydrolysis activity
Source: RefSeq, a predicted model, not a curated record
CCUAUCCUGCCCCCGGACCAUCCGCCACACGGGCCCAUCUGCACUGAUUGGGGCAUUGAAAACGCUGGAACUUGCAAGAUGAGCGGGCCCGCAAUUGGCAUCGAUUUGGGCACCACCUACAGCUGCGUUGGCCUGUGGCAGCACGACCGCGUGGAGAUCAUCCCCAACGAGCAGGGCAACCGCACCACGCCGUCGUAUGUGGCAUUCACCGACACCGAACGCCUUAUUGGCGACGCCGCCAAGAACCAGGUUGCGAUGAACCCCAUCAACACGGUGUUCGAUGCCAAGCGGCUCAUUGGACGCAAAUUCUCCGACCCCACCAUCCAGCACGAUGUCAGCCACUGGCCCUUCAAGGUGGUGGCUGGCCCUGGCGACAAGCCCAUGAUUCAGGUUGCCUACAAGGGGGAGGAGAAGACGUUUGCCCCAGAGGAGAUCAGCUCCAUGGUGCUGGUUAAGAUGAAGGAGAUUGCGCAGGCGUACGUCGGCGCGGACAAGGAAGUGAAGAAGGCGGUUGUGACGGUGCCCGCCUACUUCAAUGAUUCGCAGCGGCAGGCCACCAAGGACGCCGGCGUCAUUGCGGGACUGGAGGUGAUGCGCAUCAUCAACGAGCCCACUGCUGCCGCAAUCGCCUACGGCCUGGACAAGAAGGGCACCACCAGUGGCGAACAGAAUGUACUUAUUUUUGACCUGGGCGGUGGCACCUUUGAUGUGUCCCUGCUGACAAUUGAGGAGGGCAUCUUCGAGGUCAAGGCAACAGCUGGCGACACCCACCUUGGCGGCGAGGACUUUGACAACCGCCUGGUCAACUUCUUUGUGCAGGCAAGUUUCAAGCGGAAGCACCGCAAGGAUAUCAGCUCCAACCCCCGCGCCCUCCGCCGCCUGCGCACCUCCUGCGAGCGUGCCAAGCGCACGCUGUCCUCGUCCACCCAAGCAUCCAUUGAGAUUGAUUCUCUGUACGAGGGCAUUGACUUCUAUUCCUCCAUCACCCGUGCCCGCUUCGAGGAGCUGAACAUGGAUCUCUUCCGCAAGUGCAUGGAGCCUGUGGAAAAGGUGCUGCGCGAUGCCAAGAUGGACAAGGGGCAGGUGAAUGAGGUGGUUUUGGUUGGCGGCUCGACGCGCAUUCCCAAGGUGCAGCAACUGCUCCAGGAUUUUUUCAACGGCAAAGAGCUGUGCAAGUCUAUCAACCCAGAUGAGGCUGUGGCGUACGGCGCAGCUGUUCAGGCGGCCAUCCUGAAUGGCGAGACGCACGAGAAGGUGCAGGACCUGCUGCUGCUGGAUGUGAUCCCCCUGUCCCUCGGCUUGGAGACGGCAGGUGGUGUGAUGACGGUCUUGAUUGCGCGGAACACAACCAUUCCCACCAAGAAGGAGCAGGUCUUCUCCACCUACUCUGACAAUCAGCCUGGCGUACUGAUCCAGGUGUAUGAGGGCGAGCGCUCCCGCACCAAGGACAACAACCUGCUGGGCAAGUUUGAGCUGACGGGCAUCCCGCCUGCGCCCCGCGGCGUUCCACAGAUCAACGUCACGUUUGAUGUUGAUGCAAACGGCAUCCUGAACGUCUCUGCCGAGGACAAGACCACCGGCAACAAGAACAAGAUCACCAUCACCAACGACAAGGGGCGCCUUAGCAAGGACGAGAUUGAGCGGAUGGUGCAGGAGGCCGAGAAAUACAAGGCAGAGGAUGAGACUCAUCGUACUCGUGUCGAGGCUCGCAACGGCUUGGAAAAUGCGGCUUACGGGCUCCGGAACACCGUCAGGGACACCAACCUGGCCGACAAGCUGAGCGCUGAAGACAAGGAAGCGAUUGAGAAGGCUGUGGACAAGGUGGUGGACUGGCUGGACCACAACCAGCUGGCCGAGGAGGAGGAGAUCACCCACCAGCGUGAGGAGAUGGAGGCGGUGUGCAACCCCAUCAUCACAAAGCUCUACCAGGGCGCCCCCCCGCCGCCAGAGGCAGGCGGGGCCAGUGCCGGCGGUGCAGCAUCCGGCCCGGGCCCCAAGAUCGAGGAGGUGGACUGAGUCGUCUAGAGACAAUUAUUUUGGAGGUGCAGCCGGUGCGUUUCAAUCAUAACUCAUUUAGCUGUCUUGAUGUGCGUCGCUGCCAACAGCGCUGAAACAAAUUUAGAAAUGC